AUCAUUCUUUUACUUUCACAGUCAGCCGGUUGUUGGUAAGAAAUCGUUUUGAAUAUUUUUUAAAAUAAAAUAAAGUACUAAUUCAUGUGAGAAGUGAAAUAUUCUACUGCAGAUAUGGAAAGAAUACGAAGACAGAAAACGGUAAAAAUCGUUGUUUUGGGUGAUAUCGGGAGAAGCCCACGUAUGCAGUAUCAUGCAUUAUCUCUUGCUAGUCACGGUUUCAAAGUAAAUUUCAUUGGCUACGAGGAGACUUUCCCUCCCGAUAAUAUCACACGCAACUCCAACAUCGAGAUUAACAAGUUGAAACCUUUCGAAUUUGAUAAAGGUCCGAAGGUAUUUCAAUAUGCUUUGAAGGUAAUAUGGCAAACAAUAACUUUGAUGUCGAUGUUGUACAAAACCGGCAAAUGUGAAUAUCUGCUCUGCCAGAAUCCGCCGGCGAUUCCCACUCUCCCUGUUUGCCGACUUUUUUGCUUUUUAACGAGAACCAAGUUUAUAAUCGAUUGGCAUAACUAUGCUUAUACAAUCAUGGGUCUCACUCUUUCUCCAAAAAAUCCGAUACUCCUACUUGCUAAGUACAUAGAGAAGGUAUUUGGAAGAACAUCAGACCACAACUUCUGCGUAACAUAUGCUAUGAAGGAGGAUUUGUCAAAAAAUUGGAACAUCACUGCCAAAGUCCUAUAUGACAGGGCACCAAGAGAAUUCCGACCAAUUUCGUUGGAUGAGAAACACAAAUGGUUCGUGAAGAUAAGCCAGCAAUAUUUUGUCUUCGGCUGCAAAGGUCGGGAUCAACUGAACCUACCUACGUCUGAGAUUACUCGGACUACCUUCACCCACAAAUUGCAAGGCCUUAUACAUGAGCGGGCAGAUAGACCUGGCCUGAUCUUCAGCAGCACCAGUUGGUCACGUGAUGAGGACUUUGGCAUACUUAUGGACGCUUUACAAGUUUAUGAAACAACAUACAAUCUUGCAAAUAACCUCCCGAAGCUAGUAUGCAUCAUAACAGGCAGAGGCCCGAUGAAGCAGCAUUACAUUGAUGAGAUAGGAGACAGGAAGUGGCAACAUGUGAGAGUGGUGACUCCUUGGCUGGAGUCUGCAGACUACCCGACAAUGGUGGCUUGUGCCGACCUAGGCAUUUGUCUACAUACCAGCUCUUCAGGACUUGAUCUUCCCAUGAAGGUUGUGGACAUGUUCGGAGCUGGAUUGCCUGUCUUUGCCUACGAGUAUAAAACUCUGGGAGAGCUUGUGCAGAAUGAUGUGAAUGGCUUCACAUUCAAGAACAGCGACGAACUAGCCAAGAUGCUGGUGACAUGGUUUGAAGACUUCCCAUAUAACGACGCCCAGAACCAAAUAGUUGUGCGUAUCAGAGAAGAGCUGGUCAAUUUCCGCAGGUUGAGAUGGGAAGAGAACUGGGAUCGCAGGAUCAAACCAUUCUUUGAAUCCUAAAUAGAACAUAAGAAAAAGACUGUUAAUAUUAAGUGAAUUCCACAAGGUCUGUGUUAUAAUAAGAAUAAUCGGCAAUUUCUAACAUUUAUAUGUAUAUUGGUGUAAGAAUAUGAUAAUCCAAUGGCAUUUAUUUGUGUUAACAAAUAUAAAGCCAAAAUAAUGUGAAGAUAAGUAAUAAUUGUGUAUGUAUGUUGAAUGUAUGUUUUUUAUGAAAUAAGUUGUAUGUGGGGCCAACAAUCUAAUUAAUUGUGAUACGAAUUUUAAUAACAUGAUAAUAAUAAUUAAAUGAUAAUGCAUGAAGUAAA
Pectinophora gossypiella (pink bollworm) is the source of this 1748-nucleotide messenger RNA. It is a transcript of the gene Alg1, whose product is annotated as chitobiosyldiphosphodolichol beta-mannosyltransferase. Lineage: Eukaryota; Metazoa; Arthropoda; Insecta; Lepidoptera; Gelechiidae. The record is from RefSeq and is a predicted model, not a curated record. Gene Ontology annotation, molecular function: mannosyltransferase activity. The transcript has 4 exons. Gene Ontology annotation, cellular component: endoplasmic reticulum. Bases 115 to 1443 code for a protein of 442 amino acids.